GGUCGCGCGCUCGCUGCCUCGAAGUUGGCGCGAACGAAAAUAGUUCUAGUGACAUGUUAUUUUUAAUCUGUGUGUGACUCGUUUAUGAAUCGCGCGUGACAAGUGCAAGUUUAUACACAACUUCAACAAAUCUGUGGAUUUUUUUCAUACCCCGGUAGCGGGGUACGAGAACAAGGGUCAGAUAUCCGGUGAUCAACAGUGUCAGUGAAGUGUUAGUGCGUUUGACAGCUAGUGUCAGUCGGUGACAGCGUGUUUGACAGUUGACAAAUAUGUGGGCAAGAUGAAGUUGUGGAAAAGCCUGAAGAUAUCGAUAGGCAACCGGAGUGAUCCCAAGGCGUACUCGCAAGAUCUGCCUCAGUGGGGAGGGCAGGGAUAUGAGCUGGAUGUGUUCAAAUCCCAAACAUCCCUGUCAACGGAUUCGGGCUUAUGCACGGAGCGUGGCCUGCGCAGGACACACAUAGAACUGAUCAAACCACCAGGGAAACGAAUCGGGCUUAAACUGGCAGGUCGCUCAGAGCCAGGCAUCGUGCCGUCCAUAGUGGGGUUCACCAAGGACUCGGUUGCGCAGGAGUCGGACCGGCUGGCGCCAGGAGACAGGAUCUGCAGCGUCAACGGGAUAUCCACAGCUCGGCUCACAAAUGAGGAGGUGCUGCGGCUACUGGACAAUGUGGAGGAGAGGGCCUCGCUGGAGGUGGAGUACUACAUGCCGAAUUAUGCCUCCCAAAACUCCUUGUACAUCACAACGAAGCUAGCAGAGGUGCCAGUGGAGAAGAUCAGCGGUUCCCUUGGCAUCACCAUCAGGGGUGGUCUGCCGGAGAACUCAGCACCAAGCGCAGACCUGGUCCUGAACAGCAGGUCGCUGGAUGCCCAGCCUCUGGUGGUGACCCACGUCAGGCCAGGAGGCGCGGCAUACAACACAUCUAGGAUUAAACCGGGAGACAGGCUACUGAAGGUCGACCAUAUAUCGCUGACCAACAAAACCUUAUCAGAAGUCCACCAAAUCCUCCAGAACUGUCCACAAGUGACCAGCCUAACGAUAGAGUACGAUGUCUCCAUCAUGGAGUCUGUGAAACUGGCCACUGGUCCCCUACUCAUUGAGAUUGAGAGACCCUGUAACGAAGACCUGGGUAUAUUCUUGACCAAUCAGAGAUAUUCCGACGAAGUGUACAGUUCUGGAUCGGACACUUAUCAGAGGGUUGGGAGUUGCAACGCCAUUUAUAUCGACAGCAUAUUGCCAGCCAGUAUCAGUGAUAGAUGUGGUGCUCUCCAUCCCGGAGACCAGCUCUUGGCCUUCGACGACCACGUGAUAGACGGCAACAACUACACCGCUGAAGAGGUGAUGUGCUAUUUGGAGAACUGCGAGGGAGGCUUCACGAGGCUCCAUGUGGCUCCGAGGCACGUGGUGGUGCAUGGCAGUGGCAGGUUUACAAGAGAAAACUCCAUAUCCGGCACGCUGAACCCCAAGAAACACCGGCAGCGAAACUACAGGCAAAGCUCGAUGCCCAAACUAGGCUUACAAGAUGAUUAUGACAGCCAACAAAACUACAUGAGCCUGGGCGUGUGUCGGACGGAGUCUCUGAACAUACAGCUCGAGGUGCCUCCAGGGCAGAGCAGCGGGCUGGCAGUGCAUGAGGACAAUGCUGCGCUGGUUAUAUCGCAUGUCGCUGCGCAGUCGCCGGCUUACAGAUCCGGCUGUCUACAAAUAAGGGACAGAGUUAUGUCAAUCAACGGCCAUGAAAACCUUACUGUUGAUGUUGCUAAUGAAAUUUUGCAAAGGCGGAAUGAUUCUCACAACCCAAAGUACUUGACUCUGAACGUUGAGUUCAGUAUGCCGAACACUAUAGAGGCGUCGAGUGGCGUGUUCAAUGUGAAAUUGGCGAAGACCACUGCGGGGCUCGGUGUUACUAUUACAGGUUGCAAACAAAAACUGCUCAGCAACGAAGAACCGAUGGUGAUAUCGGACAUCAAGCCAGGGUCGGUGGCGCACCGGAGCGGCGCUCUAGCACCGGGAGACCAGCUCUUAGCCAUCAAUGGUCAACCAUUACACAAUUUAUCUUUGGACACCGCCUUCAACAUCCUACAAAAUUCUCCAGAAGAUAUCAUCACGCUAAAAAUUCGGAAGCGUGACCUAACCGAAGACUGGUCUAACAUCCACAAGCAUAACGCUAAAUUGACACUACAAAGUUUUAGUAAUAUCGAAAUAAAGGCUGUCGUUCAUAGCGAGGUGGACUCUGGUCAUCACACGGAAAGUCCAAAUAAUAGUGCUAAAGAAAGCGAAAGAAGUCAUGGCAGUGAGAAUGGAAAUACAGCAGUGUUUACAGUGGAACUGAUCAAGCAAGAAAAUGGGCCUUUGGGGUUGACUAUAGCGGGGAGUGAGGAUGUUACGCAGCCAAUUUUGCUAAGCGGGCUCGUUGAAGGGGGAGUAGCAGAGAAAUGUGGCAAGCUUGCUAUGGGAGAUGAACUAUUGACAAUUAACGGUGAAAGUGUACUCAACAAACCUCUGUCAGAAGCGAUCAAGCUCCUGCAAUCGAGCGGUCAAAGGGUGCAACUGCAGCUGUGCAGGAAAGUCACAGGUUCAAUAGAGAGUGGCGAGUGCAGUGCAAGAGACUCAAGUCAUUCCACGUCAAGUCCAGGACUUUCUAACGACAGCGCUGUUGAGUCCUGGGAUCAGAACACGCCAGUCAGAACUAGCACCAAUUGUGGUAAUUCCGAAGUAAUAGAAUACGCAGUUCCAGAUAAAACUCGAAUAGCGGAAAAGCAAAUAUAUUCUCCUACAGACGAAGACAAACUCAUGGCUUCCAACUUCAACUCAGCUGCUCCGUACAGCGUCAACGAUCUACCUCUACCAAACUACUCAUUGAACAACUCGCUCAAAACGUUCCAUUACGAGAACACGUGUAUCAUUCCCGAUAGUACAUUAAAAAAUAAACAGAAUAUAACGAGAGAAGACGAUGUCCAGCAAAUAGAGAUCCUAACCUCAAACAUGAAGGAUUGUCAGCUGCAUAACAUGGAGCGAGCGUCUUGCAAAUGUGAUUAUGUGCAGAUGGGUCCUUAUGGAAUGGUCUCUCCGAAGACCAGGAGACCGAAUUGGGACAACGAUUACUUGAACAAUGGGAUAUACACGGUGACGACCCCACAAAAGUCCCCGCAUAAACCCCCCAUGCCAGGAACCAGUUUUCAGUUCUCCACCAGUCCUAUUUAUGAGAAUGAAGUCCCAGGUCUUUACAGCAGCGAAACGGUAUCGCCCGCUCGUGGUUCCGUCCAUCACGUGAUACUGUACAAAGAUGCCAUUUAUGACGACUAUGGGUUCUCUGUGUCAGACGGCUUGUACGAGAGAGGCGUGUACAUCAAUAGGAUCAGGAAAGGCGGCCCGGCUGACAUAGUCGGUCUGCUCAGGCCUUAUGAUAGGAUAUUGCAGGUGAACGGAACCAGAACAGUGGACUACGACUGCUGCCUGACGGUGCCGCUCAUAGCGUCCGCGGGCGACCGACUGGAGAUAGUCGUGCAGAGGCUGGCCACUUCCAGGGACCUGAAGAACCAAAGGCUGGACGAGUGCUCAAGCCCGAGUGACAGUAGUAUUGUGACUAAAACCAUUUAGUGCAAAACCCGCCUCUAGUGAAAUUACACCAAAGACUAUGAUACUAGCUGUAAGGACAAUCUAGAGUUGUAUUUCUAGGAAAAUCUCUGAAAAAACCGGUCAAAAGUGAACGGAUAGACACGUUUUUGAACAGAAAACUUUAAGUAUACGCAAGAAAGUAGCUUAAUUUUUAUUAUUUAAGUGAAAUAUUGUUUACUAACAUAAUGUCAACCUCGUGCAACGGGUUUAUAUUCAAAUCAAAAGUCCAGAAAAGAGAAUAGUGUUCAAUCAUUUAUUUAUCGGCUACACUGACAACACAACGAUUAUUAUGAAUUAUUAUUUAAGUGCAGGGGAAUAAUAAACUCUGUCAUUUUACAGUGAAGAUGUAUUCAGGUGUGAAUACAAAAAAAAAUUAGAAAAUAGGAUGUUUAUUUCAAACCAGGCACAUUUUAGUACUUAUUUAUUAUUAAAAUUGUGUGUUCGAUCACAUUAUCAAGUCAUAUUAAACUUUACAUAAUACCAAAGUUUCUCCAAAGAAAGAAUUUUCGGUAUUUGAAAUACCCGUUUCAACACAAUUUGCUCUACAUUACUCUGGCAAGUGUCUCAAAAAAUCAUUUUAAAAUGCUUGUGAAUUGGUAAUGUCUCUGUUCUCCAUUUUGCCUGCCAUUUUGUUAGUACGAGAGCCCACGACCAAAAUUUUUGUCUCAUAGCAAUACGGCCAAAACCGCAUCAAAUCGAUAGAUACGAUUAUCCUGAACUCGAAAAUACCAAUAUCAGACAUUUUCCGCGUAGCGUUUGAUCUAACCGAAUUUUCAAAAUUGUCAAAGAA
This is a messenger RNA of Ostrinia nubilalis (European corn borer), 4406 nucleotides long. RefSeq names its product glutamate receptor-interacting protein 1 (gene Grip). The transcript is spliced from 19 exons. Gene Ontology annotation, biological process: neurotransmitter receptor transport, endosome to postsynaptic membrane. NCBI's taxonomy places the organism in Eukaryota, Metazoa, Arthropoda, Insecta, Lepidoptera, Crambidae. Gene Ontology annotation, molecular function: protein binding. Bases 281 to 3598 code for a protein of 1105 amino acids. The record is from RefSeq and is a predicted model, not a curated record.